AUGCCAAUCAUUACAAGUUCAAAUGUUACUACAUCCACAUUGGAAAAUGGUAAUAUUUUAAAAAAAAUUAAUAAAACCCCAAUUAAAAAGAAAAUGGCAACAACAACAAACAGUGAUACAAUAUCACCAAUUGAAAAAUUAAAACAAAAAAAUAAAUUAAUAAAGAGUCAACAACUACAACAACAACAAUCAACUCAACAAACAAUUGGAGAAACUAUGCAAAAUAUUCUAUAUAAAAAACAAAAUUUAAUAGAAAAUAAAGAUAAAGAUGAUGAUGAAAAUGAACAAGAUAAUAAUAAUAAUGAACAAGAUAAUAAAUUAAAAAAAAAACAAGAUAAAAUUAAAAAUAAAGAAGAGAUUGAAAAACUUAAUAUUAAAAAGAAACAAGUUAAUUCAGCCAUUUCAAACGAAGCAAAACCAUUAUUUCAUAGAAUGAUUAAAUUUAAAGAAGCAGAGAUUCAAGAUGAUUCAAAUGAUCAAUUGAAAAAUAAGUAUAAACCAAUUAAUAAAUUAAAUGAUAGUGCAUCAAAGAAAUUAGCAGAUUUGGCAAAAGCAAAGAGUGAAGCUAAAAAGAAAGAGAAAGAGGGAGGCGAGGAAGAGGAAGAUGAUGAUAAUAUUUUAGCAAAACCUAAAAAAGUUUUAUUUAGUGUUGACCAAUUGUCCAAGCUCAUGGAAUGGAAAUCAGUUCAACGUAUUGGUAGUGGUUUAAAUAAUGUUGGUAAUACAUGUUUCAUGAAUUCAGUAUUACAAUGCUUGACAUACACUGUGCCAUUGGCCAAUUUCAUGAUGUCACGUGAACACUCAAGACAGUGUCAGGCUAGUGGGUUUUGUAUAUUUUGUAGUUUAGAAACUCAGGUUCUACAAAGCCAUAAAUGUGGUGGUAAGAGUAUCACACCAAAGGAGAUUGCUUCAAAUAUUAGGAAAAUAGCACCAACAUUUAGAAUUGGUCGUCAAGAAGAUUCUCAUGAAUUUAUUAGAUUCAUGAUUGAGUCAUUGCAAAAGGUUAGUUUAUCAAAGUAUCCAAAAGGCUCAAUAAAUCAUCGUGAUGCAAUGACCACUGUUAUUGGUAGUAUUUUCGGUGGUUAUUUACGAUCACAAGUUAAAUGUUCACAAUGUCAAUAUGAAUCAAAUACAUAUGAUCCAUUCAUGGAUUUAUGUGUUGAUAUUAAUCAAGCAGAUUCUCUAACUAAAGGUUUAACAAAUUUCGUUAAAUCUGAACUAUUGGAUGGUUCAAAUAAAUAUAAAUGUUCAAAAUGUAAAAAAUUAGUUAAAGCUCAAAAACGUUUACAAAUUCAUAUAGCUCCUCCAAUUUUAACUUGUCAAAUUAAACGUUUUAGUUUCUUAGGUUCUUAUGGUGGUAAAAUUAAUAGACAAAUUCAAUUUGAUCAAAGUUUAAAUCUUUCACCAUUUAUGACUCAAUCAAAUAAUCAUUCAAUUUAUGAUUUAUAUGCAGUAUUAGUACAUUUAGGUGGUAGUACAUCAUCAGGUCAUUAUUAUUGUUAUGUUAAAGGUUCAAAUGGUAUUUGGUAUAAUAUGGAUGAUUCAUCAGUAUCACAAGUUAGUUUAAAUACAGUUUUAUCACAAAAAGCAUAUAUGUUAUUUUAUUCAAAAAGAAAUAUUGAUCAAUCAAUUAAUACAAAUACAGUUUCAAUAAAUACUAUUGGUAAUAAAAGAAAAUUAGAUGAUGAAAAAUUAACUUCAAAAAUAACAACACCAACAACAACAACAACAACAAUAACAACAACACCAGAAAUAACAGCUGAUGAAAAACAAAAUAUAAAGAAACAAAAAAUUACUAAUAUAACUACUACAACUACUACAACAACAACAACAACAACAACAAAACCAAUUAAUAAUAAUAAUACAGUCACUUCUUCACCAAAGAUUGAGUCAACAAAAAAAGUAUCACCACAAAUAAAAUCAACAUCAUUAUCACAAUCACAAUCACCAUCACCAUCACCAAAGAUGAAAUCAAUUUCACUUGGAAAUGAUGAAAUAAUAGAUAAACAAACUUUAAAGAAUCAAACUAGUGAUGAUGAUGAAGAAGAUGAUGAUAGUUAUUCAGAUUCUGAUGAAUCAUCAUUAUCAGGUCCAUCAUCAGAAUCUGAUAAUGGUGGAAUUUCACCAUCUUUAAUAUCAACUAAUUUAUCACCAAAAUUAACUACACCUUCAACAAUUAUUAAUAUUCAUAAUCAAUCUAAAAAGGAUAAAAAGGAUGCUGAAAAAUUAGAAAAACAAAAACAAGAAAAUGAAAAUAAAACAACAACAACUAAACAACAACAAGAAGAAGGAUUAGAUUGGGAAAAAAUUAGAGUACCACAACAAUCAACAACUGAUGAUAAAAGGAAAUUAAAAUCAAUUAAUAAUUCAAAACAAAAUUUAGAAAAUUCAAAAAUUAAUCCAGAAAAUGGCCAUUUACCAUUUAAAGUUGGGUCUUGGGAUAUUGAAGAUAUUGGUAGUGAUUUUAAACAAGCUAGAAAGGAAUUAUUAGGUGAUGAGUUAUUAAAAGAAAUUAAACAUGAAAAGGAUGAACAUAAUAAACAUUUUGAUCUUGGUAGAGUUAAAAAAGUUAAAACUAAAAAACAUUUAUCUCAAGAUGAACCAAAUCAAUUCAAUAAAUUGGCUGCACAAUUAAAACAACGUAAAGAAAAUGAAUUAAAAUAUGGCAAUGAUAGAUCUUCAAAAUUCACAAAUAAAUCAAUAAAUAAACAACAACAAUCCACUACUAAUAAAAAUAGACCAAAGAAAUUCACUGGUUAA
Molecule: messenger RNA, 2760 nt
Organism: Dictyostelium discoideum AX4
Lineage: Eukaryota; Evosea; Eumycetozoa; Dictyosteliales; Dictyosteliaceae
Product: peptidase C19 family protein
Exons: 2
Coding region: 1-2760 (919 amino acids)
Biological process (GO): protein deubiquitination; ubiquitin-dependent protein catabolic process
Molecular function (GO): cysteine-type deubiquitinase activity
Source: RefSeq, a predicted model, not a curated record